Messenger RNA from Cyphomyrmex costatus, 1473 nucleotides. RefSeq lists its product as uncharacterized. The transcript is spliced from 7 exons. Bases 181 to 1473 code for a protein of 430 amino acids. Gene Ontology annotation, molecular function: protein binding. Lineage: Eukaryota; Metazoa; Arthropoda; Insecta; Hymenoptera; Formicidae. The record is from RefSeq and is a predicted model, not a curated record.
UUUCGUGCAAAUUAGAGAGUUCUCACUCCUCUAAAGAUUCUUGCAAAAUUUCGAGAAUUCCAAUCCUAUAACCGAAAAAAUCUUAUCGGUAUGCAAGGACGCACGUGAUUUUCAUGAUUGAUCGCGAUCGGUUGUGAUUGCUUACGAUCGCGAGCAAGGACGAAAUCCAAAAGGAGUCAAAUGGGCGCGAAACGGCGGAGAGUAUUCUCACGAUGCAGACAAAACGCACGAGGAUGUAAGAAUGUUGGAUACACGUUGGAUAAUUUACCGCCGGAAAUCCUAAGUAUUAUCCUGAAAAUGCUGCCAUUGCAUGAUGUAGCUUGCACCGUUCGUCUGGUCUCCAGACGCUGCUACGACGUUGCUGCCACGGUAUUGAACAGCGAAUUUCUAGUGGCUGGCACCAAGCUUGAGAUUGCGAUAAAGCGCACAGAAGAUCUUAUGAACAACGUAAAGACUAACACAGAGUUAGUAGAGUGUAACAAAAUUUUUAACGCACUGGAACUUAUUCGGUCUCAAUAUCGAAUGCUGAAAGCAGUAACAUGGCGAUAUACUCAUACAAGGUCGCGUGACUUAUCCAUCUCUUGCUUCUACGGCGGUAGAAUCCUCGACAGUCUCAAUUGCUUGCUGCGGACGGUCUUCAAUCCUUGCCAAGAGUCAUGCGUCUUUAGUUACAACGACCUGCAGAUCUUUAUGCGCACUUGCGAGAAUUUCAUGGAUCAUUUCGAAAAAGUUACUGAACGCAAAAUAAAUGGAUCUGCGCUGGUUUCGGGAUGUAAGAUAGUCGACGUUCUGGACUGUCUAGAAGAGGGUCGGCAGGUGUUAUCCUUUAGAAUUUCAUCAAGAACAGACAAUCCCAUGGUCAGCAUGCAUCUCAAAUACGUCUUAAGACGCGCAUGGUUCACGUGUUUGCGGGUGCCUAAUGCAAAUAACGAGUAUUGCUGGCGGGACAAACAGCGAUAUAUGUACUUGAGAUUACGUCGACUGGUUGGCAGCUACAACAAGCAUCUGUUUCAUAAACUGCACUAUGAGCGUAAGCUCAUUCUUCGAGCGACGGCACCAUCGUUAGCAUCCCGAAGACUGCCACCAGCCUCCACGUAUUCAGGAUACGGCGAAUACGGCGGACAGUUCUUUUAUUAUGGUAAUAUGAGCAAAUUCGCUUACGAGAAUAGAUUUAAGUACAUCAGGAUUAGUAACGCGGAAAACACCGGCGGAGAAAUCGAAGAGGAAACUAACAGGCCGCCUUGCUUCGACUUGGUCAUUGGAAUCCAAUUAAGAUGUUCGUCAGAAUUAGCGCCACUUGCGACAAGGAUGACUCUGAAAACUGAUAGUCUUGAUAGCUGCUGCACCAAUUCGAAUCAAGAAUUGUAUCUGAAACUAAGUAUAAAAUGCGCGGUGUCCAAGACCAAUAGACUACCAGAUACCUUCACCUGGGAGGUAUGUGAUCCUCGAAAGAAGCGUUUGCAAUUUCGGUGA